UAGCGGUCGGUGUGAGGGGCUGUUGCUUCUCAGAACAUCACUGCCUGUCCGCAUGGAGGCUAGGCUGUUCCUUGGGGCGCUGCUGUGCGCCGGGCUGCCGCCGGCUUGGUCUCCGCGCGGUGCUAGUGCGAAGACUCCCGUUGGUGACGACUUCCCCAUCCACAGCCCAAGCAACGCCGCGGGACCUUGGAGAGAGGACAGCCUCGGUGCGGCCAUGCAGGAGUCUGGAAUGACAGUUCAUAAUGCUUCAGCUGCUACAGUAUCGUUGCCUCAGAACAGAAGACUUCACAGUAUGAAAUGUGGAUCAUCCAGUUCAUUUGCGUGUUUUAAUGGAGGUGAAUGUGUCUACAGGGAACUCUGCAACUGCAGUCGAUUUAAUGCAUCUGGACCAAGAUGUCAGACAGUGUACAACACAGGUGCUGAAAGAGAUCAUAUAUGCAGAACGUGGGGUCAAUAUCACUUUGAAACUUUCGAUGGACUCUAUUACUAUUUUUCUGGGAAAUCCACAUAUGCACUUGUGAGACAAACUGAAUUAGAUGAGCAGAGUUUUUCUAUACAGGUGAAUAAUGAUCCUGAAUGCCUUUCUUCUCCAUACUCUUGCAAACGGUCUGUUAGUUUAUUCUUUUCCGGAGAUGAACAAAUAAAAAUGAGCAGUGAAGUCACCUAUAAAGGAUUUGGACUUCAGUUGCCUUCUGUUAUUGGAAACUUACACAUCCAGAAACUAGCUGGAUACUUUCUAGUCAGGCACCAGCAUGCCUUUACUCUGGCUUGGGAUGGUAUAUCUGCAGUGUAUAUCAAAAUGGCACCAGAGUACCUGGGCAAAACACAUGGACUGUGUGGGAACAAUAAUGCUGUCCUGCAGGAUGAUCUUGAAACUAGUUAUGGAAAACUGACAGAUGAUAUAACAGAGUUUGUGGAGAGUUGGCAGGAAAAUCCUCCGCAAGGACAACCCACGUGGGAUAACUCUUUUCUCAAUGAGCCACCUUGCCUGACUCAAAGCCAUGAAUCUUUACAGAGAGCAUAUGCUCUGUGUAAUAUUCUACUACAUCCUCCAUUUGAGCAAUGUCACGAAUAUGUGAGCCCUCUUCCUUUUAUGGCAAGCUGUACCAGUGAUCUUUGCAUGUCAGCAGUUGAUAAUGCAACUUGGUGUCGAGCAUUAACUGAAUAUGCCAGAGCAUGUGCCCAAGCAGGGAAACCUCUUCAUGGAUGGAGGAGGCACUUUCAGCCAUGUGUGAUUACCUGUCUUGAACCACUGACCUACAAUGAGUGCAUCAACUGUUGUCCUGCUUCAUGUCAUCAGCAAUCACAGUGUAUUGACAGUGAACUUCCUUGCAUUGAUGGAUGCUAUUGUCCAGAUGGCUUAAUUUAUGAAAAUGAAUUGUGUGUCAAGCCGAUGGACUGUCCUUGUGAUUACCAUGGCAGUUCUUUUGAGAUAGGUUCUGUGGUUUAUGAGGAAUGUAAUAAUUGCACUUGCAUUGGAGGAAAAUGGAUUUGUACCAACCUUACAUGUCCAGCUGAAUGUUCAGUUUCGGGAGACAUUCAUUUUAUGACAUUUGAUGGACGUGAAUACACUUUUCAAGCCACUUGCCAAUACAUUCUAGCAAAAAGUCGUACAUCUGGAGAGUUUACAGUAUCCUUGCAAAAUGCUCCCUGUGGACAGAACCAGGAUGGGUCAUGUAUCCAAUCAAUCAGCAUUAUUCUUAAGCAGGAUCCCAAGAGGCAAGUGACUCUGACUCAUUCAGGAGAUGUUUUGAUAUAUGACCAGUACAAAAUUAACCUGCCUUAUGCAGAUGAUUUAUUUGAAAUACGAAAACUCUCCUCUGUGUUUCUUCAAGUAAAGACACACAUUGGAUUACAGAUACUAUAUGACAGAGAAGGACUGAGGCUUUAUCUUCAAGCUGAUGGACGGUGGAAGGAUGAUACUGUUGGACUUUGUGGAACCUUCAAUGGAAAUAUGGAGGAUGAUUUUUUAUCUCCAGUUGGAGUAACUGAAAGCACUCCACAGCUGUUUGGAAAUGCGUGGAAAACAUUAUCAGCAUGCAUUCUUGUGCACGAUAGUUCACAAAUGGAUCCAUGUGAUAUUCAUCUGCAGUCAGCCUCCUAUGCAGCGGAAGCUUGUAGCAUCCUUACGAAAGACGUUUUUGCUCCAUGCUACCCUUAUUUGAGUCCCAUUCCCUAUUUUGAGCAGUGCAGGAAAGACACUUGCAAAUGUGGACAGAAUUGUUUUUGCUCUGCUCUGGCUCAUUAUGCUCAUCAUUGCAAAAGAUUUGGAAUAGUAAUAGAUUUCAGAAGAAGUGUUCCAGACUGCGCUCUUUCAUGUGAAGAUACAAAGGAGUACAGUACUUGUGUAUCUACCUGUGGCAGAACCUGCCAAGCACUGUCUGUGCCAGAGACAUGCAGCAGUGAUUGUGUUGAAGGCUGUGCUUGUCCCUUUGGAAUGUACUUGGACUCCAAGACUGAAAGAUGUGUAGAGAGAAAUGAAUGCCCCUGUUAUUUUCAAGGAAUCGACUAUCCACCUGGAGACAAUGUCAUCACAUCUUUGGGUAAAUGCCAUUGCAGUAAUGGAGUCAUGCAUUGUGAUAACAACAUAAUUGCACAGCACUGCCCAGUUGGGCAGAUUUAUAUUAACUGCAGUAAUCCAAAAGUUGAUGCUGAACUCAGCAGAGAGAGAACUUGUGAGAACCAACUACUAAACCUCACUUUUUCAGCACACCUUCCUUGUGUUUCAGGUUGUGUCUGCCCACCAGGUCUUGUUAAGCAUGGGGAUGUAUGCUUGGAAACAGAUGAAUGUCCAUGUUUGUGGAAAGGAAAGGAGUACUUCCCAGGUGACAAAGUGAUUUCAUCCUGUCAUACAUGCAUUUGCCAGCAUGGAUCGUUUCAGUGCACCUUCCAUCCCUGCCCAUCCAUGUGUACUGCUUAUGGGGAUCGGCAUUACAGAACAUUUGAUGGACUUACGUAUGACUUUGUUGGAACCUGUAAGGCUUAUCUAGUUAAGAGCACUUCAGCAAGUUUCUCAGUAGUUAUACAGAAUAUUAACUGCUUUAAUACUGGAAUCAUUUGCAGAAAAGACAUUUUCAUUAAUGUUGGAAAAUCUUCUCUAAUAUUUGAUGAUGAAACUGGGAAUCCAGUAAGUGUCAGUCUUGAACAUGGCAAAAAGAGCUCAACUAGUUACAUGGACAAACUACAAAAAAUACAGUUAUGGAAAGCUGGGUUUUUCACUGUUGUUCAUUUUCCUGAUGAACACAUCACUAUUCUUUGGGAUCAGAGAACAACAGUUCAUGUGCAGAUGGGUCAUCAGUGGCAGGGUGAAUUGUCUGGGUUGUGUGGAAAUUUCGAUUUGAAAACAAUAAAUGAAUUGAGGACUCCAGAUAAUUUUGAACUAACAAACUCACAAGAAUUUGGAAACAGCUGGACAGCUGUAGAGUGUAUUGACAGGUCUGACAUUCAGAAUCCAUGCAUUUUGAAUCCACUGAGAGAGCCAUUUGCAAAGAAGGAAUGCGGAAUACUCUUUAGUGAAGCAUUUGAAGCUUGCCAUCCAGUGAUUGAUGUCACUUGGUUUUACUCGAACUGCUUGGCAGAUACAUGUGGCUGUAACCAAGGAGGAGACUGUGAAUGUUUCUGUACAAGUGUAUCAGCAUAUGCUCAUCAGUGCUGCCAGCACGGAGUUUCUGUAGACUGGAGGACUCCUAGAGUGUGUCCUUAUGAUUGUGAAUAUUUCAACAAAGCUCUGGGAAAGGGCCCAUACAAACUUCUCAGCUACGUCAAUGGAGAAUUUGUAAUGGCAGCAAAACUGGUGAAUGGUUUUGUUUUCGCAGUGAGAGAAGAUGAUAUUGUUCCCGGACAUGUAGUGAGCUUUAUGCUUACUUCAGGACUUUAUAAACCCAAAGCACAUGAUUCCAACUUGGUUUCAUUUGAAGCAGCUGAGAGACCUAAUUAUUUUCUUCAGUUGUCCUCAAGUAAUACCCUUGUUCUUUCUAAAUGGGAAAAAAGUGAAGAAUUUCACAACAAAUCAACAUUUGUUAUCCACAAGAAUACAUGGCUUUCAGGAUAUAGUUCCUUUGAGUCAUUUGCAAAACCAGGAUACUUCAUCCACAUUUCAAUGUCUUCAGUUAAGCUUCUGAAGUACCAUCAUUCAGAGGAGUUCAGACUGUCAGUACUUCUGAAACUUGUGGAUGUAAAAUUUCUAUCACGUUCUGCAUGUGAAUGGCAUUAUGAUGCCUGUGCAAGCCCAUGUUUCAAAACCUGCAGGGAUCCUUUGGGAAAAAACUGUCAGACAGUACCAAAAGUGGAAGGCUGCAUCCCUGCAUGUCCUCUCAAUAUGUUGUUGGAUGAAGUCACUCAAAGAUGCGUGUAUUUUGAAGACUGCAUUGAACCUGCAGAUGGUACUUCACCUUUGCCUGCCAGCAUUCAAACACCAGCAGUUUCCCACUUAACAUUUAGUACAACUUUGGCAGCCAUCAGUGAAGUAACUUCAUUUCCCUUACGUGCAACAACGGACAUGAAAACAACACUUGCUUCAAAGUUGAAACUCCCUGCAACUACAGAGAAAACUAAAUUUUCAGCUGUAACAUCUAAUACAACACUUCUAGCCAUAACUUUGUCAUAUCUUUCUUCACAGCCAAGAGAAAUGACAUCAGCUGAGAGGAGAACUACAACACUGCCUGAGAUAGCAAAAUCUAAUGUAAGCUUGUCUUCUCUUGCUGAUGUUUCUCUGUUGUUUCCAUCUCCUGUCACUUCAGAAACCUCCACAAAAAUACAAAUGAUCAGUAGUGGUUCCACUAAGCUUCUGAGGGCUACAGAGCCUCUGAUAGUAACUGCUUCACAUACAGCGUCUAGAAGCCCAGAAUUAGAAGGCCAACCAGUUUCUACUUUUAUUUUUACUGGGACACCCAUUACAUUUAAAACAACGGAACUGCCAGUCAAAACUAAAAUGAUGGAAAUAUCAGAAAUAGCCACAAUAGCACUUCCUACAAAGGAAGCACAAGUAAAACCAGAAGGACUUGCAACGUUUACACCCUCUUCAUUUGAAUCAAGAACAGAAAAAACUACUGUGUAUCAGCCCAAGGAUUUCACCUUAUCACCUUUGGGUGUACGUUCAUAUACAUCAUCAACAAACGUAACAUCAACUUCAGAAAUGACAAAAACAAGCAUAGGCCAGUCUUCUACCACAGUACCUAAUGUUACGGUAACAUCAUCAUCUCCUGUGAUCACUACUUUGUUUUUGCUAAAACCAGUAUCUUCAGAAAUGACAAAAACAGCAGUUGUUUUAACUGAACAAAGCACUAAGACUGUACUUUCACCAGCAUCCACACUGCCUUCAUCACUAGGUAAGGCAAUUACAGAACUUCCUCUUGAAAAGGUUCACCAUCUGACAGAUGCUGUGGGGGUACCUUUCUCUACAACUCUAGGUCCAAAGAUGACAACUCUGCAAACAACUUUGUUACCUUUUACAACUGAAGAAAAAGAAACUCCUGAAGUAACACCUCACGUGCAGCAUACAUCUAGCUCCCAUUUCCUUCCAUAUUCACUGCAUCCUAGUUCUACAGUUGGAAAACCCAUCAGUCUUUCUACAGGAAGGCCUUCAGAGUCAGUUCCUACUCCUGCUACUCCAGCUUUGACUGAAUUAAAAAAAACAUUUAAAACUGUGUCAACUACAGCACAUCCAUCAUACACAGUUCUAAAUUCAACAGAGUUCUUGACUACAUUGUACACUAAAUACCCUGUUUUGCCUCAGACUACCACAAUGCCACCUUUGUUUGUUAAGGUAACUUCUGAAAUAACAUCACCUUUUGAAUCAGAAACAAAAUCAACUGGAAAAGCAUUUACCGAUUACGAGUCACCUCUGGUUUUAAGUACAGGGAAGAGAAGCACUUCAGUGUAUUCAGGUAGCAUUGCCACAUCAGCAAUGAAAACCUUUAUCUCAUCAAAAGAAACUGCUACACUUCCUUCCAUAUCUACAAAAAGAGAGUCAGCUCAAACAAUGUCCUUCACUGGAUCUCCACAUAUUCUCCUUAGUGCAUCUGAAACCACAUUGUUACCAGCACAGCCUGAUGAAUCAAAAGAGGAAAGAACUACUAGCAUCUCCACGACAAAGACAUCUGUUUUUCCUUCUUCACCAUCAAGCUCUCUAAUCUCUUUAAAUAUUUCUCUUCCUUCACUGUCCAUAUACGGAAAAGAAGCAUCAGUGACACCUCUGAGUCCUGUGCAUACAUCCCAUGCUGUACUUCCAGUAACGAAGUCUUUUCACACUUUCUCUACCUCUCAGCAUCUGGAAGACCAAUCAGUUUCUUCAACUUCUUUAACACAAUCGAUACUGAAAGUAACAACCACACCAAAAUAUCCAGUAGUAGAAACUAAAGUAGUUCCUACAGCAUCACAGUCUACAGUUGAAAGUAUAACAAUUAUGGUAAAACCUGCCACUGCUGCAGCUCAGACAUCUCUUAUUCCAUCUACAGGAGAUAAAGUUCCAGUACAGACCACAAAGGCUAUGACUGUAUCACAUCUUCCUCCUACAAUGGUAAUGGAACUUGCUCAUCAGACAUCUAAGCCUUCCUUGACAAGCAAAAGCAGUAUCUCAACUUACCAGCAUCCUGAAGAAACUUUAACAAAAUCCACUGAUCAGCCACGAAUUCUAUUAAGCACAACUGAAGCUACAGUAGAAUCAACUCUCUCAUCCUCUUUAACUACUUCACUACCUAAAGGUAUUCAUUCAAAUGUAUUAUCUAUCUCAUUGGACCCUACACGAGUUAUUUUACCAACUGAAAAAGAGUUAAUUUUAAGUGAUUCAGUUACGCAGCCAUAUGUACCAAGAACUACUGUUUUCCAGUCUACAUUCCCAGCUAGAAAAACAGCUGACGUUAUAUUUGGAACCAGUAUUCUCCCUUCCUCACCAGAAUUACUUGCAACUUCCUCUUCUUCAGUGACCAUCGAAAAAGAUGCCUUUCCUUUUAUUUCCACAGAUACUGGUCUAAAAUCCACAUGGCAGGCCCCAGUUACUGAAUCACUUGUUUCAAGUCAAACUCCUAAAACAACUACAACUUCAUCUGUUUUAUUACCUGAAACAACAGAAAUUCCCAUAGUGAUGGAAAGUGAGCCAUCCAUAGGUGCCUUUUUAACACGUGUAAUUUCAACAGCAUCCACGUCAGUGGUUAAAACUACUACAGAGAAAACUGUUGUGUUGCCAAAGCAAGACAUACUUUCAACCACUGCCUACAGUUCCACUUUUCUAGCAACUACAGUGCUUCCAGCUACUGCCCAUUCAUCACACGUAUCUUCAGGCUCAACAAUAAGAGGUACGGGGCAAAGCAUUACUGUUCCAUCAGCAACAUCUGACAAAACAGAAACUCUAACAAAAUCCACCACAACCUUGGUGAAACCCACCUAUUUUUCUGUUUCUUCAAAAUCAAAAGAACUUAUGUUCCCUGAUACGGAAAAAUCAGAAGAGCUGGAUGUCCAACCUGUCCACGCUCAAGGUGUUGCCAUUACCUCAGAAAUACCUCAGAAAUUUUAUUCUCCAUAUUUCACAACCACAACUGCAGCUCCUUCUAAUGUAAGCAUACUGAUACCAUUCACCAUACAUUCAUCCUCUGAAACAAAACCUUUUUCUUCUGUAGCUGCUGCAUCAUUGGCCACUCAAACUUCCAAGCAUGGAAUAACAUCUGAAGUACAAACACCUUCAGAGAGUUUGCUCUUAACAGUACCUGACUACUUAAAUGAUACAACAGCUCCAUCAGUUUCCUCCUUUGCCUAUUUAUCUACCAAACCACUUUAUGGGUUGCCUACAACAAUUGCUGAUGGAUUGGCAACAGCUGAAGCCAUGCCAGGAGUCACACAGCCAGCUUCAGUUUUCCCUACAGAAACAGCAGCUCUCCAAACCUGUACACCACUCACAGAGAAUGAGUGCAUAAAAUACAUUUGCUUGGAUGGACAACUGAUUCAAGUUAAUAAGUCACAAAACUGCCCAUACAAUGCAACUCAACCUAGCUGUGGAAUUUUAGGAUAUGCUGCUCGAGUAAAUGGGGACAAAUGCUGCCCAAAGUGGGAAUGUGCAUGUCGUUGCACAAUUUUUUCUGAUCUGAGUGUUGUAACAUAUGAUGGAAAUCGUUUGGCUUUAUUCAAAGAAGCAUCAUACAUUGUUAGUCAAACUCAAGAUGAAACUAUAACCAUCCAUGUCCUUGACUGUAGAAUGAAUAAUUCAAAUUCCACUUCCUUGUGCCUGGCAAUGUUGAAUUUAACCUAUGUAUCAAACCAAAUUAUUAUCAAUCGUUUAAGUAGAAAAAUAACAGUAAAUUCAAGAUUUGCUUGGCCUACUGUUAGAAAAUAUGGAUACAAAGUAGAGGAUUCAGGCUUCAUGUAUGCAGUUGAGACCCCAACAAAAAUCAAAAUUCAGUGGUUUCACUACACAGGUGUGAUGAUUAUAGAGUUUAAUACUACCAGAGAACCAAAAGCUUUGGGACUAUGUGGUUUUUGUGAUAGAAGCUUGGAAAAUGACCUGAUGCUACCCAACAGGACAGUGUUAAGCAAAAGUGAUGCUUCAUCAACAUUUAUAGACAGCUGGCAAGUGCCAGACACAUUAAAGUAUGUUGGAGAAGACAGGCAUCAGGAAGCUAAUUGUUCAGUCAUGGACUGCUCAGAGUGCUUAAGACUGGUGUUGAACCAGACCUUCAGCAGCUGUCAUCCUUAUGUUCCACCUGAGAUAUUCUGUGACAUCUGGGUUCAAGAUACUGAGUACAUUCAAAACCCAUGUGUCUCACUAGCUGCCUAUGUGGCAAUGUGCAACAAAUUUAAUAUCUGUAUAGAAUGGAGAAGCAACGAUUACUGCCCCUUUGCCUGCUCUGAAAACUUCUCCUAUCAGGCAUGUAUAGCUGCCUGUGAGGUUGCAGAGAGUUGUCAGAACAACGAGGUUGCUGCUUUGGACUCAGACACCUGCUUGGUGUUGACAGAAGGCUGUGUCUGUGCUGGAGGGACCAUCCUUCACCGAGCUCACACUGCUGUCUGUAUUCCUGAAGAAAAAUGUGCUUGUACAGACAGCUCAGGAGCACCUCAUGCAAUAGGUGACAUCUGGAAAACAUCUUUGAGUGGAUGCUGCGUGGAAAAAUGUGUUGACACUGAGACUAUUAUUCCAGUGGAGUACGACUGUUCCGAUAGCCACAAUUUUGACUGUCAGAGAUUUGCCGAAGUGGUCUUGCUUGUUCCUGGUGAUCAGACAUGUUGUCCUCAGAAGAUCUGUAUUUGUAAUCAGAGCCUAUGUGAACCCCUAAUCCCAGAGUGUAAUGGCUUGGAAAAACUGGUCACUUACUACAAUGAAGAAUCCUGUUGUCCCAACUAUGUUUGCGAAUGUGAUCCAGCAAAAUGUGAACCAAUGGAGCACAUGCCAAGCUGUCAAGAGGAUCAAACACUUAUUGCUGCUCGGGUGGAGAGUACAUGCUGCAUAUCCUAUAUAUGUGCAUGUGGGGCUUGCUCUGAUAAAAUACCCAAAUGUCAAGAAGGAGAAGUUCUUAUUGUGGAUGACAACACUACAGAAAGAUGUUGCCCUACCUACCAGUGUAUUUGUGAAAUACAUCGUUGUCCUGAAUUCAAAUGCAUGCUAGGCAUGUCUUUGGUGGAGGUAUGGAGCCCAGAGAAGUGCUGCCCCUUUCGGACAUGUGAAUGCUCAUGUGAAACGAUCCCCAAACCUCAAUGCAAACUGGGACAGAAACUUCAGAUAGAUGAACAAUUUCAGAACAGUUCAGAAAAUAUAUGUAACUGUGUUAAAUACAAAUGUGUGAGAGACAAAGUUUGCCUGAGUAAUGAGAGAGGUGUGCUGCUGCCUGGACAGACAAUUGUGGAACACAGUCUAGAUGGCAUUUGCCAUAUUUCUUACUGUACAAAUGUGAUUGAUCCUUCCACUAAGUACUACAGAAUAAACACUUCUUCAGUAGCCUGUGCUGUCAAGUGCAAAGCUAACCAAGUCUAUCAACCUCCAAAGGAUUUAACAACUUGCUGUGGUAGCUGUAAGAACAUAUCAUGUCUCCACACUUUCAGCAAUGGCACAGUUUCCAAUUUUAAGCCUGGUAGUACUUGGAUUUCGAACUGCAUGAGGUAUGAAUGCAUAAACACAGCAAUCGGAUCAGUUCUGGUUGCAUCUUCAGUUGGCUGCCCACCCUUUAAUGAAACCGAAUGUGUAAAGGUUGGAGGCUAUGUUGUACCAUUCCUGGAAGGAUGUUGCAAAACAUGUAAGGAAGAUGGAAAAUUCUGUAAAAAGGUGACUGUUAGGAUGACUAUCCGCAAGAAUGACUGCAGGAGUAACACACCAGUGAACAUUGUUUCAUGUGAUGGAAAGUGCCCGUCUGCAAGUAUAUAUAACUACAACAUCAACACAUACGCAAGAUUCUGCAAAUGCUGCAGGGAGCUUGGACUGCAGAGACGAACUGUGCAAUUGUAUUGCACUAGUAAUUCAACCUGGGUCAGCUAUUCAAUCCAAGAGCCUACAGACUGUUCUUGCCAAUGGUCUUAAGAAUAAAUAAAUACAAGGAAAGUAAACAGUCCAGCUGCUGCUAGCAUAAGAUAAUUUGAAUGUCUGUAAAAAAAAAUUUACCAGCUUAAUGUUAAAAGAUAAAGGAACAAAAAUAUUUUUGGACUUUCCUCUAUUUCUAAAGAAUGGGUUUGCAUCAUUUUUGUUGGGAUUUGUCUUCACUUCACAGGCAUUAUUUUAAGAGUUCUUGUGAUAUGUGCCAAUUUACAAGGUGAUUUAUAUUUGAAACACCUCAAGGGAAAGAACACCACCUAUUUUGUUCUCUGAGGCUGACCCAGUGCUCCGAGGCACCCAUUCCUGUUUUAAAUCAUUGAUACAUGGGUAUAUCUAGCAGCAGUCUACUAUUUUGAAUGCAUUGCAAUGCUGCAAAUACAUUCAGUGUCUUCUAAGAAAAAAUGAUUGGACAAUAUGAGAAGAAUUUUUCAGUUCAAAUCAUCUUCCUAAUGCAAAAUAGAGUAUGAAUGGGAAAUGAAGUUACAGAUAUUAUUUUUUAAUCAGGGAAAAAUUCUUGCUAUUAAUAACAAUAUGCAAUAUUCCCUGGUAAUAAUUUCAAUAUUUUGUAGUGUAUUUUAUAUUGUAGUAAAAAGUAGUAUGGCCAACAUGUAAUGUAUAGCACAGACAGACAGUUUUAAGUUAGUCAUCAGUAGUAACGUUUUCUUUUUUCUAAACAGUAUGAUGCAAACUGAAAAUACAGAGAUUGAACAAAUAAAAACCAUUUUACAUUUAUUAACAUAGCUAAUACUUUAAAUGAAAAUGGGCAUCUUACGAAAUAUUUACAAUAUUUCUUUAGCAGAAUGAACUGUGUUUUACACCAAUAUUAAAGACGUGAAAAUUCAUUAGGGAAUUAAAAAGCAGGACUAUUAGUUUGUCUAAAAGAAAAAUGUAAGUAGAAAUACUUUGUCAUCAAUAUAUGACAAGUGUUUGAUAUUGAAAAUGUACAAUUAUAAGACUUGGAAUUUCAAAAGCAAUUCUGUUGAUCAAUUUGAACAAUUAACAUUUUGUUGUAACAAACUACUCUUUUUUUUUUUUCCCCCUCUAAGCUAAUGUUAUUGACCUGUUCAUUCCUGAUGCUGCAAAAAUUUAGUUGCUUUAGUUUUGUAGAUCAAACUGUAGAUAGCACAGUGAUAUGCUUAAAAUUGGAAAAUGUAAAAACGGAUCUCAGCAGAACUUGUUAGAAAGCUGCUUGUGUAGUUAAUCCAAAGAAAAAUGUGUUGUCAAAACCAGUUGUGAACAGUUUUGAUAUGAAUUUUUAUACUGUACAUUUCAUUCUUACAAUAUCUAAUAAACAACAAGGAGUCUUAUUUUGUUACAAUUAAUUUUCUGUCAU
This is a messenger RNA of Lagopus muta (rock ptarmigan), 11840 nucleotides long. RefSeq names its product otogelin (gene OTOG). Gene Ontology annotation, molecular function: protein binding; alpha-L-arabinofuranosidase activity. Gene Ontology annotation, biological process: L-arabinose metabolic process. The record is from RefSeq and is a predicted model, not a curated record. Bases 53 to 10495 code for a protein of 3480 amino acids. Gene Ontology annotation, cellular component: extracellular matrix. The transcript is spliced from 56 exons. NCBI's taxonomy places the organism in Eukaryota, Metazoa, Chordata, Aves, Galliformes, Phasianidae.